UCUAUCUUUCGUAGUUUCCCUUGCAUGCUGCAGUGAUUUGGUGUGGUGUAAAUAUAGAACAUUGCGAUUAUACGGUCAUUUUGGCCAAGAUAUUCCAGACGAAUAUCAUUCCGGUUAAAAUUAAUAAUUCAGAACAAUUUCAACUACACCAUCAAGAUCACGUUACAACGUACAUAUGUAUAUACAUAUUUCGCAAACAUUGCAAAAGCUAUUCGAACUGAGUGCAUAUACAGAUUCUGAUAAAUCAACACCAAUACUAAAUGUUUAAACAAUAUUUCGAAAAUAAGUGAGAAUAACCCCUAACAAUUGCUAAUUAAUGUUCGGGAUUGUAUGUAUCGUUUAUGCUUCUGUGCGAAUGAAACGUUCUCAAAAAUAAAAAAUAAAAAUUCUGUUCACAAAUAAAAAACACGACUAGGUUAAAUUAUUAAAUAACCGAAUAAAUCUAACUUAAAAAUUGCAAAAAAUAAUAACAACAACAACAAAAUAAAAGUAAUUGUAAAUCGGAUGUUUAUGUUCAUACGAUUUCGGGAGUGUUAAGCAAAUUUUCAAAUAAAUAUAAUACAUUUUGUUAUUACUGGUUACAACGUUUAAUUUGACAAGAAAAUGUGUUUUUUUUUUUUUGAAAUGCUACUUUUAAUAGAUAAAAAUCGAUUUAUAUUCCUAUAGUGGUAAAAUAAUUUACCAAUUUCUACUCUGAAAAAACUUAAUAUAAAAAAAUUCUAUUAAAUUCAAUAGCGCAUGCUUAUACUGUUACUGAUCCGACCCGGAAAUUUUCAAUAUUUGAAUAAUCAGAGAAUGUGGAUUUAUUGAAUAAAGCAAUGUUGUAAACUCUGCCUGGUGACAAUAAAUGCAAAUGCUCCACCACAGUCCACAAUAUAAAAUAUGUCAAACUAACAAAUGCUCAAUUGUAAUUUUUUUGUCAUUAACAAUUUUUCAGUUCAAUAAUAUUUGAGUGAAGAUUUGAUUUCGUCACUACAAAAAACAUGCGGUUAAAAAUAAACUAAACUAAUUUUUUACAUCAUCGAUAUACCAAAUCAAUAUCAACGGCAGCAAAUUCUUUUGAUCCGGCGGAGAUUAUAAUAAGAUAUCAAUUUCGAACAAAAAAAAAAAAAAACAACAAAACAACGAUGUAAUUUGGCAUAUCGCAGACCAAUGUAACUGUAGUCGACAAAUUAAAAGUCGUUUACACAUUUCAUUUUGUUAGAGAAGGGAUUGAAUCAAUAACAAACGGGUAACACGCUCAUAGCAAUUCGCAAACAAAGUGCAGUAUACGCAAUUGAGUUCAUCGAAUAUUGAAUAUCACCGACAACCGUUUAAUAAGUAUAACGCAUUGAACAACAACAAUAAAAUAAUAUUAAUUUUAUAUUGCAUAAGAAUUCGCGUGCCCUGGCAUGUGAGAAAGUGCGUGCGCGUGCGUGUGGCGGCAAACACAUAGCGUACAAACGUAACUCAUCAUUGUUACACGCCGUCAAUAUCAAUAUCCCUGGAGUUUUUUUUAGUCGUUGUAAUUGAAAUUUUUUUUAACUUCACGUCUAUAAGUUAAAUUCACAAUUUUCGUUAAACUUCAAUAAGCACUUUCUUACACUAACCAAGUACUUGGUUUUGUGAUUAUUUUGCAAAUAUUUGCAAAACCAUUCAUUUCUGCUGCACCAAUCCACAUUUCAGUUUGCUGGCUGCUAAGGCGAUAAGAAACGCAAAAUUGCGACCACAGCAAUAGAAAUGCAAAGACGAGAAAAUCGUGAAAGGCAGAGCUCGAUUAAAAGCUAAGGACGCGGUUUUAUUGGAAAGCGCUUGUUUCAGUUGAUGGUGGUGGAACACAGGCUGCUGGAACAUCAGGUACCGGUGGUGGUGGCGGCGGCGGAGGUGGUGGAGGCGGCGGAACGCGUAACACAACCAGCUCUGGCAACAUGUAUGCCACCCGCCAAGCUGUAGGCGCCUCCACGGGGGUACUUAUGGUCGGACCAAAUUUUCGUGUUGGUAAAAAAAUUGGCUGUGGUAAUUUCGGAGAACUGCGUUUAGGCAAAAAUCUGUACAACAAUGAACACGUAGCAAUAAAAAUGGAGCCUAUGAAGUCAAAGGCUCCACAACUACAUUUAGAGUAUAGGUUUUAUAAACUAUUAGGAUCACAUGAUAAUUGUCCAGAGGGUAUACCGCGUGUGUAUUAUCUGGGCACAUGUGGUGGCCGUUAUAAUGCCAUGGUAUUAGAGUUAUUGGGACUGUCCUUAGAAGAUCUCUUCAAUAUUUGUUCCCGUAAAUUUUCUCUUAAGACUGUACUGAUGAUAUCUAAGCAACUUCUCCACCGGAUCGAAUAUGUUCAUAGUCGGCACUUAAUAUAUAGGGAUGUGAAACCGGAGAAUUUUCUCAUCGGCAGAACAUCAACGAGACGGGAAAAAAUUAUACACAUAAUUGAUUUCGGUUUGGCCAAAGAAUACAUUGAUUUAGAUACAAAUAGGCAUAUACCAUAUCGGGAGCAUAAAUCUCUCACCGGCACCGCACGUUAUAUGUCAAUAAAUACACAUAUGGGCAGAGAGCAAUCAAGGCGCGAUGAUUUAGAAGCAUUAGGACACAUGUUCAUGUAUUUCUUAAGAGGUUCACUGCCGUGGCAAGGCCUUAAGGCUGAUACACUUAAAGAACGAUAUCAAAAAAUUGGUGAUACAAAACGUGCAACACCCAUUGAGGUGCUUUGCGAUGGACACCCCGAAGAAUUUGCUACAUAUUUACGUUAUGUGCGGCGAUUAGAUUUUUUUGAAACGCCCGAUUAUGAGUUUCUGCGAAGACUGUUUCAAGACUUAUUCGAUCGUAAAGGCUAUGUGGAUGAUGGAGAAUUCGACUGGACAGGGAAGACAAUGACUAAGGAGCAACUUGAACAAAUGAAGGUUAUCAAGAAUGCGCCACCGUCACAUUUAGCCAAAAAUAAAUCAGACAAGUCAACGCCCGUCGGAUCUCUGCAAACUGGCCAUGAAGUCAUCAUUUCACCAAAUAAAGAUCGUCAUAAUGUAACGGCUAAGGAUAUUUCAUAUUUUGAUUAUGAGGAAGACGAUGAUGAUGGUGAUGAGGAAUAUUUGAUACUCGAGACAAAUGCCAAAGGAGGUGUUGCUGCGUGGCCGGAUGUGCCAAAACCAGGCGCCACACUCGGCAAUCUAACACCGGCCGAUCGGCAUGGCUCCGUGCAGGUUGUGAGUUCCACAAAUGGCGAAUUGAAUGCGGACGAUCCCACAGCUGGCCACUCAAAUACUCCUAUAACGCAACAGCCCGAAGUGGAGCUUGUCGAUGAAACGAAUUCAUUCCUGUGUUGUCUUUGCAGAUGUUGUUGUUUCUUUAAACGAAAGAAGAAGAAAUCAUCACGUCAAAAAUGACUAGACGGUGUCCAAUGUAGUCCAGAACGCGAAGCGGUCACACUGCUACGCGCCACUUCACAUUCAAAUUCACGGGAUAGCGUAUUGAAUAAUCCAAGUCAGGAUUAUAUACAACAGGCAACGUCACAGCAUACGUUGCGUUAUCCUCCAUCCGCGUCGAUGUUGACGCCAACACCAACUACAAACACACCGACACUUCCGUUGUAAUUUAUAAUAUACAUACACGCAUACAUGCAUACAUACAUAGAAACAUAACGCAACAUAACAUACAUACAUACAUACAACAUUUACCAUUUAUUUAGUUUAAAUGAAAAGAAAAUGCUAAAAAACGCAAAAAAUGUGAAAAAAACAAUAUAAAAAUCUGCAGAAAAUUUCCAAAAAUAUAGUAAAAAGAUUAUGAAAAACGGAUGUAAGGUCCACACAAAAAAACAAUAUGUAUGUAUUUUCAAAACCACACAAACUUCAUUUCAAGCAUUAACGGAAAAGCGUAAAUUGUAAAGGAAAAAUAUAAAAAAACAACAACAAAUUGGCUGACAGUAGGCAGCAGUAAUAUGUCGUUAAGCAAGUUAAGUAAGCAAUAUAAAUCGCGCGCACACAGUUUUGAAAAAAAAGAAACAAAUAAAGUAUAAAUUUCGUUUGGCACGAAGCUCGUGGCGGAGUUGGUUGGGGGUAAGGCUGACCCAAAGGUUACGUAGUUGUACGCAUGCUCCAACACAGUGACAAGUGCAACAGUUAAUCUUUGCUUUGGAAUUUUAUGUCUUAAAAGCGGCAAUGUUGUGUGUAGCAUACUUUCAGGCGCGCUAGCGAUUUCUGAAGUAAUUUGUAAUAAUUUGUUGUGGGCGUUAGCUGGAAAAAUUGGGUGCACACACAGUUCGGGCGACCAUACUCUGUUUCGCUCUUCAAAAAUUUUUGCAAAAAGCAGGUUUUUGAAGAAAACCGGAAAAAAUUUAUGUAAAAUUCGUUUGUAUCGAAAUGUUGCGGGCGUGGGCGUUAAGCUGGCCCACAGAUUUUGUAGCACAAGUACAACAGUUGAUCUUUGCUUUGGAAUUUCGUUUCAAAAAAGCGGCAAUACUGUACGUGUAGCAUACUUUUAGGCGCGUUAGCGAUUUUUUGAAGUAAUUUCUAAUAAAUUGUUAUUAAAAACAAAAUUAAAAUUGAUUUCAAGUGCAUAAAUAACCAUUUCAUGCAAAUAAUACAUUUUUUGAAGCAACGCCAAUUGAAAUAAUUACUGCUUUAAAGCAACUUUUAUCUAAAAUGUGAAAGCUUCAACAAAUUUUAAUUUAAAAAAAUUGCAAAAAAUCCAAUUCAAAAUAAUAUACACAGCAAGAAUUUUGAAAAAGACAGCGUCAGUCUGCUGCCAGCAACAAUUUUUCGUGCGCCUAAUAAAGCGCGUGUCCAACUGUUGGCGCUUUACGCCGCACUUCCUCCAAAAAGACUUGCAACUCUAAGCAACUGACGGUAUGUUUGCGCUUUCCCUACCCAAAGUAAUGGCCGCUAAAAUUUCUUUCGCGCAUUACCGCUCAAUUUUCCACUAAAUUAUACAGUUAUACUCCCCCCUCAACGCUCAACCAGCCACCUUCACGCCUCCAAUGCCUUCAACCUGCCAAUCAACACAACAAAACCAGCAAAUACUGUGUCUGCAAGAGCAAGUAAUUAGCAGUUAUGUAUGAAUUGUGUUUGAACAAAAAAAAAAAAAUAGAAAAAAUGGCAAAUAUUUCGAAACGUGAGCGCGCCUGUCGUGCUUUCGGUUCCACACAAGAGUAAGGCUUCUUUUCGUUUGCGCUACUGACAGACAUUGUAUGCAUAAUUUAAGAGGAAAGAAAAAAAAAAAUUAAACGAUAAACAAAAACAACAAACGAAAGCUUAAGCAAGCAGAAAGCAAAACCAAUUGUAUUUGCAGAUUUUUCUUUAAAUAUACAUGCAUACCUACAUAUAUAUACUAUUUUUUGUUUAUUUAAUUUAAAGCAAAACGUUUCUUACCUAAAUACUAUUAUUAUUAAUUAAUUAAUUAAUGUUUAUAAUUAUAUUGAUAAUUUAUAAUUAUAAUUGAUUAUAAUUAUUAUAAUAAUUUUUUUUUUAAUUUUAAAUAAUAUUUACGUUAUUGUGUUAAUUUAUAAUUGUAUAAUUUAAAUUAUAUCACAAUGAAAGCAGUAAAUUUAAAAACAAAAAUAAUUCAAAAUAUACACACAUCUAUACAUACACACAACCAUAUACAUACAUUAAAAGAAAGAAAGCGAAAAUUUACAAAAAUGUGUCUAAUUUUUCAUUUGAUUUGCUGCAACAAAUAUUUGCUUGCAAUACAAACAGCAGCCGAGCGCCGAUUUUUGCUAAAAUUCUUUUUGUUAAAUAAAUGAAAAGUCGUAAAAGAGUUGUUGCGGCGCAAAAUAGUUUUUAAACAAGAGUACGCUUUCAUUAUUUUAAAGUAAAAAUGCUAAAAAAAAAACAUGCGACAACAAUUUUCACAGCUUGACUCCUGAAAAUAUGCAACAUAUCGUCAGCUAAAAUGCUAAACAAAAAAUGCAAAAAAAUCAAAAUUAAGUUUGUUAUUGCUUACGUCAUAUUUUCAGCUAUCGCUGUCAUAUAUAACCAAAAUAUAACCAAUAUAUAACCGGUAUAUAACCAUUUUAUAACCAAAACUCAAAUUUUGUUCCAAUAUGAGUUCUACUUAUAUCGUUUUUCUUUCGCCUGUUAACUAAUGAAAAGUGAUGUUACGUUAUUUUGAAUCUUAGCUGACAAUAUUUUGCAUACUGCUGUUUAGCUGCAGCCAUUAGCCACUUCCAUUAUUUCCAAACCUUGUAUGGGUGCCUUAAAAACAGCAUGAAUUUUUAUGAAAAUAAUUUCGUGAUCAACAAAUAAUUUCGUUUCAUGUUGUUGUUGUUGUAAAGGCAGAAUUCUGUCGCGUUAAUAUUUCUUGAACGGAUAAAAAUCCGUGUCCAUUCCGGUUACGUACACCCGACUGUCGUUCGAACGGUUGAUGUGAUGUUCGUUUCAUCACAGGCAGCGGCGUUGGAGCUCCUUGUAGCCAAGGUUGCCACCGCAUCUAUAGUGUUUUGUAUAUAAACAAGUACGCUCACGUUGCAUAGUGUUGAAGCACAUUUUUAAUAACAAUUCACAACUGGAAAUGUUAGUUUAACAACCAACAACGACAACAACAGCAAAACAAUGUUUAACCAGUGCUGUAAGCAGUUGCCACAUUUUUGUUAUGACUUUUAAGUUACUAUACCCGUUAGCUCCUCUUCAUUGUGCUGCGCAGUUGGGUUAUUUAUCUUAUAUUACAUUUUUUUUCAUCAUGACUGUGUUAAGUUUUAGGAAUGUUUCGUUGUUUUUUCCAAAAUACAAUUAAGGCUGUGCGAUUUAGCGUUUAAAAAAUUGCUGCUAACCGUCUUUUUUAUUUGCUGUACGUUGAGAAAAUUGUGGUGUUCAGUCAUUCAUUUUUCUAACCUCAAUUUUUCGCUAAUAUGUAAAGUAAAUAUUGCUAAAUGAAAAAAAAAAACAUGACGUUACAAAAAAAAUUUAAUAAUUACAGAAAGAACAGCUUAAAAAUAAAAAAUAGAAAUUUAAUUUAUUAAAUUGAGCAAAUUCUACAUGUUGUGGAAAUAUUUUUUUUUUUAAUUCAGAAUUUUUUUUAAUUGUAUAAUUUUCUUUAUUUUAGAUUUUUUUUUAAUUUUUUUUUAAUUUUAGAUUUUUUUUUAAUUUUAGAUUUUUUUUAAUUGUUUUUUUUUUAAAUUGUAGUUUUUUUUAUUUCAAUUUUACUUUACUAUUUCUUUGUUUUUCUUUGCUAAGGAAAUGAAAAUUUAAAUGUAUAGUAUUUUUAGUAUCCAAAAAACGAUUCGCCUAAAAUAUUUUUUGUAUUAAUAGUAAGCAAUUAAACACGUGUAAACUACGCUGAUUAUGCUAUAAAUUACUAAUUUUUUUUAAGUAAAAUAUUUUAUUGCAUAAAUUGUAAAUUUAGACAAAAUUUUUGAAAAUUUAUUUUUUAAUUACAUUUAAACAUUGUUAUGAAAAUGCGUUUACACAACUAGUUUCUUAGUAAAAUGGCUUAAUUAUGCAAAUUAUGUGGAUUUCGAACUUAACUAGACCAAAUAUUAAAAGCAAAAAUCACAUAAAACAAAAUUAUUGCAACUAAAAUGACUUAAAUUGUAAAUUAGGCUAAGUUCUGCUACUCAUUACUCAUUUAAAAGCAUUUGUGAAAAGAUCUAAAAUAUGUCUCGUGGGUGAGGAGUUGAAGGUUGGAAUCCAAAAAUGCCGAUAUUACAAAAAUGCUGCAGUUUUUUUUGUUGGCUUUUUGCAUGAGACAAUUAUAAAUAACUUAUAAACGUAUUUUAUAUAUAAUUUUUUUAAAUAGUAAAAUAAUUGGCUGCUAAUUAAAUAAGUUGUAAACAUAAAUUGUAUUAAUUAAUAAAUCAGCAACAAAAUCUUUAAA
Molecule: messenger RNA, 7779 nt
Organism: Bactrocera neohumeralis
Lineage: Eukaryota; Metazoa; Arthropoda; Insecta; Diptera; Tephritidae
Gene: gish
Product: casein kinase I
Exons: 15
Coding region: 1908-3356 (482 amino acids)
Biological process (GO): endocytosis; peptidyl-serine phosphorylation; signal transduction
Cellular component (GO): nucleus; plasma membrane; cytoplasm
Molecular function (GO): protein serine/threonine kinase activity; ATP binding
Source: RefSeq, a predicted model, not a curated record